Messenger RNA from Acanthoscelides obtectus, 320 nucleotides. The record is from the annotation of a GenBank genome assembly. Lineage: Eukaryota; Metazoa; Arthropoda; Insecta; Coleoptera; Chrysomelidae.
CUUCGUCCAACUGCUCCCUCCCAAGGAUGCUGCAACUAAAAGCUGUAAUUUUGAAAGAUGCAGGAAUACUUCCGUUUAAAUUUAUCUUCCAGUUGGUCUUCUGUACCAUGUUGCUCUAAAAAUGCACACAGCCUUUCAUCCAGAAGACCAACCAGGUUAAUUAAAUCUUCACUUGCGUAUUUCAAUCGGUUUUUCUCAUCAUGCUCUUUAAACGUCACAAACAGAUGUUUUUCAGUGACAACCAAAGAAAAUAACCUUGCACAGGAUUCACAAUUACUAUCAAUUUUGAGUCUGUCCAAAAUGUACAUAGCCACAUAACC